This is a messenger RNA of Penicillium brasilianum, 1620 nucleotides long. The record is from the annotation of a GenBank genome assembly. NCBI's taxonomy places the organism in Eukaryota, Fungi, Ascomycota, Eurotiomycetes, Eurotiales, Aspergillaceae.
AUGACAGAUUCAACUUUACCUUUGGCAGGCGUGGAGCACGGAAAGCGCAUUCUUGUCUCGGUUAUUGAAUCCCGAGCUCGCAAUGUUUCUAGCAAGCCUUGGGUUUCUCUGCCGGUCAAUGAGCAGGAUCUUUCGCAAGGAUACAAGGAUGUUAGUUUCUGGCAGUUAAAUAACUACGCAAAUCAUGCUGCAAACUGGCUGAGAGAGAAUCUGCCCCAAACACUCGAGACAUUCCAGUGCUUUGCAUAUGCAGGUCCCAAGGAUUUGCGAUACUCCAUACUUGCAGUUGCCGCAGCAAAGCUGCAGAAAGUGAUGGUAAUGCCCUCUCCACUCAUCACUCCCGAGGCUCAGAAUCGCAUCCUUAGUGUCAAGAACUGCAAAAUCUACUUGCGACCGGCUUCUAUGGCAGAUAAAGUCGCAGAGAUACUCAAAGAGACACAUGGUUUUCAGGUCAUUACGGUUCCUGAGAUCGAGGAAAUCAUGAAGGAAGAAGAGGCCCCCGUCUUUACCUAUCCGAAGUCAUGGGAAGAGGGCAAAGAUGACCCCUGGCUUGUGUUUCACACAUCAGGCACAACUGGUAAUCCAAAACCUCUGACGUGGUCGCACGGAAUGAUGGCUGUGCCAGAUAUAAUGACAUCCUUGCCAGACCUGGAGCUUUCUGUGUUACACAAAUUCGCCCAGGACAGAUGGUAUACGCCACUCCCUUCCCUGCAUCUAGUGGGAACCGUGAUGGUACUUGCAAUGACUUCGUUCCUAGAGUCAACCAUUGUAAUCGGACCUGCGGUACAACCGUCGGCAAAUCUCGUUGUGGACAUUUUACAGUACGGACGAGUAGACGGCGCCCUUAUGAUACCUAGUCUCAUCGAGGAGCUCUGUCUGACAGACACUGGCCUUCAAUCUCUACGGAGCCUCAAAUGCCUCCUCUACACUGGCGCACCUUUGAACACGAAAGCUGGCGAGAAGUUAGUGUCACAUGUUCACAUUGCUCCUAUGGCUGGCAGCACAGAAGGUGGGCUGUUUUUGACCAAGCUCCAUGACAAGAAGGAUGCAUGGGACUACAUCAGUUUCCAGGCACACGCAAGUGCUGAGCUUGUACCCCGCUUUGACAAGCUGCACGAGUUGGUCUUUGUGCGCCGGCCGGGCUGUCUAGUCCCUCUGGUUUUCCAAGUAAAACCGGACCUCGAGCGCUUCGAAACCAAUGACAUGCUGGUUGAGCACCCUGUCCAUAAGGGUCUGUGGAAGUUUAUUGGUCGCGGAGAUGACUAUGUUAACUUCUCCCACGGGGAUGGGAUGCAUGCCUCGUUGAUUGAAGCCGAGAUUGAGAACCAUCCUGCCGUGAAAGCUGCUCUCAUUGGCGAGAAUGGUAGACCUGCACCAGUCCUGCUUGUGGAGUUAGUUCCCAAUGCCGUGGCAGACAAUGAGAAGAGUAGAUUUACUGCUUCGCUACAGCCAUUCAUUGACAAUGCUAAUGUUCGGUGUCAUGAUUGCGUGAAGCUUUCCCUGGAUCGUUUGAUUCUGGCGCAGCACGAGAAACCCUUUGUUCGAAAUGUCAAAGGAGGCGUGGUGAGAAUGCAGACUCUCGCAUUAUACAAAGACGAGAUUUCCGCUAUAUUUGUCUGA